UGGACUUGGUUAAUGCAUCUAUCUUUUCACUCUCAUUGGAUUGCACAGACACAGUUUUCAUUGCUGUGUGUAAGGUUCACGUGGAGAGCAAUGGAGGAGAAGCAAUAAAAUCUCGUGGAGAUGCAAGCCAAGUUGAUCAUCUCUUAACUUAUGGAAUAGUCUAAUUUCUAUAGUGCAAUUAAGUUUGGUUUUUCUUGAACGGCAUAAGGAUAAUAAAAUGGUAAUGCAAAGCAAAAGGAACGGUUUCCUUUUGGAUGUAGUUGCUUUCAAACUAAAUCAUAAGCAAGCUUUUCCUUUCUUAUUGGUAAUUCAUAUUUAGCCAUUUGAAGCAACCAAAUGGGUGUGCAAUUCAUGCAUAAAAGGCACGCAUAAAGCUAGAUAUAAUUGGUAUCUUUUCUGUCUCUGUUGUUGGGUUUUGGCUCAUUGCACAUGAGAAGUGAGAAGUGAGAGUUAAGUGCCAUGGUUUCUAAGAAGGUUCUUUUUCAAGUUUUCUUGUUUUGCUUCUGUUCGGCUGUGGCAAAUUCGGUUGAGUUCAGUUACCCAGCAGUUUUCAACUUCGGUGAUUCAAACUCAGACACAGGUGAACUUGCUGCAGGGUUGGGCUUUCUACUUGCCCCACCUAAUGGACAGAACUACUUCAAUUCUCCGUCUGGAAGGUUCUGCAAUGGUCGUCUCAUAGUUGACUUCCUAAUGGAUGCAAUGAAAUUGCCAUUCUUAAAUGCCUACAUGGAUUCAGUGGGUUUGCCAAAUUUUCAGCAAGGAUGCAACUUUGCAGCAGCAGGUUCAACAAUCCUUCCAGCCACUGCAAAAUCCAUCAGCCCAUUUGGCUUUGGAGUUCAGGUAUCUCAGUUUCUGAGAUUCAGAGCUCGGGUUCUAGAAUUGCUUGAAGGCAAGAAAUUGGAUCAAUACAUCCCAUCUGAAGAUUGUUUUGAGAAGGGGUUAUACAUGUUUGACAUAGGCCAGAACGAUCUUGCUGGUGCAUUUUAUUCAAAAAAUUUGAACCAAAUACUUGCCUCAAUUCCCACAAUUCUAUUGGAAUUUGAAACUGGAAUAAAGAAACUCUAUGAUCACGGGGCUAGGAAUUUAUGGAUACAUAACACGGGUCCAUUGGGAUGCUUGCCUCAAGUUGUUGCCAAAUUUGGCACUAAUCCAUCAAAGCUUGAUGAACUAGGAUGUGUUAGUUCACACAACCAAGCGGCUAAAACCUUUAAUCUACAGCUUCAAGUUCUUUGUAAUAAAUUGAAGGGCCAGUAUACGGAUGCAAAUAUUACAUAUGUUGAUAUCUUUACUAUAAAAUCAGACCUCAUUGCAAAUUAUUCUAGACAUGGGUUUGAACAACCCAUUAUGGCUUGUUGUGGAUAUGGAGGUCCACCAUUGAACUAUGAUAGUCGAGUUUCUUGUGGUCUAACAAAGAUCUUGAACGGAACCACAAUAACAGCAAAAGGUUGCAAUGACAGUAGUGUGUAUGUAAACUGGGACGGGAUUCAUUACACUGAGGCUGCAAAUCAGUAUGUGGCAUCACAAAUUCUCUCUAGAAAUUACUACAACACUCCUUUGGCAGACAAAAUGCCCUUCCUUCUCUAGCUCAACUUUUAGAUCCCUAUCUGUAUAUUCUUAUAAUAAUUUCAUUCUUUCUGUGCUGGUGUAGUGAAUGGAAUAGUUGAUUGUAACAUUGAAUACCAGUCAAGGUCCUACAAACGAAUAUGCUUUGAUUGGAUCAACUGACUUUGUGACAUGGCCAAUGGAAAAGUUUCUAUCAAACUUAUUUGGACUUGUCAUAUAUAAAUACUUACUAAAAAUUAAAAGUUUUCAUAGCUUU
Molecule: messenger RNA, 1819 nt
Organism: Abrus precatorius (Indian licorice)
Lineage: Eukaryota; Viridiplantae; Streptophyta; Magnoliopsida; Fabales; Fabaceae
Product: GDSL esterase/lipase At1g54790-like
Exons: 5
Coding region: 460-1584 (374 amino acids)
Molecular function (GO): hydrolase activity, acting on ester bonds
Source: RefSeq, a predicted model, not a curated record